AGCACUGCCACCAUCAUCGCAGCCAGCUGCAAGCCAGCCAGACGAAAGAAAUAAUGAGGACCUGUGGUGAUGCUGGAGCUGGAGAGUGCCUGGUAGAGAGUGGAGUCGUUCCCCGCGAGGCGGCGGGCGGUGAGGCUGACGGCGCCAAGUGACGAGUGACGAGUGACGAUGCGGUUGCCAAUUGAGCUUCACGCAACCUCCCCUUCUCUGCUCUCACCAACGGACUGGCGGUCAUUCUGCUGUGUCUUUCAUUGAAAUAGACUGUUCUUUAUACAUAUCCUCCAACUUUACGUUCCUCUCUUGCAUGAAAACGUCUGCCACCCCGCGUUCCUAAUCAAGGCUGCCUGACCAGCCUCCGCCUUAGCUAUGUGGAAUGACGAAGAUAACAACCCGUACGGCGCAUUCGAUAGCGAAGCCCGGCUAUCGGAAUCACUGCACUCUACCACCCUCGAAUCUCCUCUGUACAAUGCCGACUACCCCCCUCCGCCUUCCAGCCACUCCUCCAACCCCGACAUUUCAGACUUCUCCCAAAAUCCAGAACAGAGCGAUGACGACGAUGGAAACUACGCUACGCAGCAGAGUGGUGCCGGUUACUCUCGCAAGAGCGUAUACGAUAGCCGCAUAGAGCAGCUACUCUACGAGAAUCCGGAGAUGCCGAUUCUUAUCACCGACGCCGGGAAGAACCAUGAAGGCGGGGGGAGUUUCAUUGUGUACACAAUACGGACUGGGGAUUUGGAAGUUCGGCGACGGUACUCGGAAUUCUCCUCGUUACGGGCUACGCUCGUAAGCCUCCACCCAACCCUGAUCGUUCCUCCGAUCCCAGACAAACACACUAUAGCCGACUACGCUGCGAAACCAACAAAAGCUAAAGAAGAUGCUACGAUAAUUGACCUCCGGAAACGAAUGUUGGCGGUUUUCUUGAACCGGUGUCGGAGAAUGAAAGAGGUCCGCGAAGAUGGCGUUUGGUGGAGGUUUCUAGAUCCUAAUGUUAGCUGGAGUGAGGUCCUGAAUACUCACCCUGCCUCCUCGGUGCCCAAGAAUAACCUCAAGGCACCCCCUCUUGACCCUGCAAACCCAACGGCCGCGCAUGCUUGGCUACCAAUCCCCUCUGCGUCUGCAAAGCUGAAAAACACGCCCGGGACCGCUACAUCUCCGAUCGCAGAAACACCAGGAGCGGAUAUUCUAGGCCGGUUCCCCCCUGAAUCGCGAAAGCUAAGCGAAAAAGAACUAGAUCCGUACUUUAUCAAUUUUGAAGCUUCUACUCGUGAGUUAGAACUCCUCCUCCAGGGCAACAUGGAGAAGGUCAAUCGCCGCACGCUUGCCCACUUGUCCGGACUGUCCGCAGAUUUGAUGGAACUUGGUGCUCGAUACAAUGGAUUCUCCCUUUCUGAGCAAUCUCCCACCGUGGCGACUGCUAUUGAACGGGUCGGACAAGCAGCGGACACUUCCUACAUUGAGACGGAAGAGCUGUCACUCGCGCUGAGCGCAAACUUCGCGGAGCCAAUGAGAGAGAGCGCCCAGUUUGCGAGUGUGGUCCGUAAUGUUCUACGAUACCGAGUGCUUAAGAGGGUGCAGGAAGAUAUGACAAAGGAUGAGCUGGCCAAGAAGAGGACUCUACUGGAGUCUCUAGAAAGGAGCGAGCAGGAAGCGAAACGUAUAGAGCAGUACCUUAACCGAAACCCACCACAGGCACCAACAAAACCUCAGCGAUCCCUCUCAACAUCUUCGGCAACUAGCAGUCAGGGGGGUAACGAGUCACGACCGAGCGGAGAGGACACAACCUCCAUUGACUCCGAUUUUCCGCCAGCGCAUGCCGAACAUCCGUCUGCGCCAGCGCAACGGUACCCGGAUUCUGGGCCGGUGUCACCCCAGGCACACCGCAAGACGUCGAGUGGGAAUUUUGUUGCUAACAAGAUCUUCGGUCGCAUCAGUCAUGCGGUCCAUGGAUUCGUGGACGUCGAUCCCGAGCGGACACGACGGGACCAAAUAGGGAAAACUAAAGAAAGCUUGGUCCAGCUGGAGCAAGCGUUGGGAGUGUCAGAGAAAGAUGUUAAGGACGCUAGUGCAGGGGUCUUGCAUGACCUGAAGCGAUUCCAAAAGGACAAGGAAGGAGAUCUCCGCCGGUACAUGGUCGCCUACGCACGGUGCCAUCUCGACUGGGCUCGCAAGAAUCUCGAGACGUGGACCGAGGCGAAAGACGAGGUGGACAAAAUAGAGGCCCGGUAACUUGCAUUCGGUACUGGGCAGUUGUCCGACGAUGUUUUCGGGUGGUGGACCUGAUGACGGCGUUGGUGGACGAUCUGUUAUUUGAGAUACUCUGUUGCCCUUUUAAUUUUCCAUGACCCUCCGAGGGCGAUUUGCCUUAGACCACGGACAAUCCUCAUAUCGAGGUGCCUGAAAUGCUCAUGAUGUUAUGCACACACCUAUAAAUAGCCGAUGUGAUAUGCCCUGUAUAGUUACCCCGUAGGUGAAGCUACCGAGAACCGGCCGUCGAUCGGUU
Molecule: messenger RNA, 2500 nt
Organism: Aspergillus versicolor CBS 583.65
Lineage: Eukaryota; Fungi; Ascomycota; Eurotiomycetes; Eurotiales; Aspergillaceae
Product: PX and BAR domain-containing protein
Exons: 6
Coding region: 367-2226 (619 amino acids)
Biological process (GO): retrograde transport, endosome to Golgi
Molecular function (GO): phosphatidylinositol binding
Source: RefSeq, a predicted model, not a curated record